AUGUCUUCUAUAAAUGAUUCUUGCUUAAUUUGUGAAAUUCCAUCAUGUGGUUAUCAUUUAUCAAUAAAUAGUUGUCGAAGUUGUAGUACAUUUUUUAAAAGAACAAUUCGUGGUAAUAAAAAGUAUAGGUGUCGAAGAAAUACCAAAAAUUGUCCAGUACAUUAUACUAUCAGACAAAAAUGUAAAUAUUGCAGAUUUCAAAAGUGCAAAAAAUUAGGAAUGGUAUUAAGAAAUUCUAGCAAAUUUUGUAGUGAUAGUUCAGAUGGUGAAUUUGAGGAAAAUGAAAUUGAUAGAAAUAAAAAAUAUUUAAAUUCUAAUAAAGAUGAUGUAGAAAAAGUAAUUGAGUCAUAUGUUAAUCAAUGUCGUUUUGAUAGUAAUACAAAUUUAAUAAUAAAAAAUGUUGUAUCAACUUUAGAAGGUUCAAAACUUCCUAUACCAAAAACACCAGGAAUAAUUUAUAAUCCAUUUCAAAAUAUUUGUUUUGGAGUAAAUUUUUACCUAUCUAAGGUAAAUGAAAAUUUAGAUAAAAUAAAUGUAAAAAUAACAAAAUCAAUUACAUUUAGAAAUUAUGUAAUAUUUAGUGAAAGAUGUUGUUGUAUAUUAUCAAAAUCAUUAAUGUUUUCUUCUGAAUUUGCAUCUUUAUCAAGAAAUGAUAAAAUUACUUUAUUUAAAAAUAUAUAUCCAUUAAUAAAUUGUCUGGAGAGAUCAUAUACUUCAAUAAAAUGUUAUGGAAGUACAUCAAAAAGAAAUAUAGUUUUAUUUGACAAUACACAGGCAUAUGAAGAUGAUUUUUAUGAAUUUACUGAUACUGAAUUGUCAGAAAAUUAUAGUAGUCAGGCAGUUGAUUUAUUUAAAAAUCUUCAUAAAUUAUUAAUUAAUGGUGUUUAUAAACCAAUGAAAGAACUUGAUUUAGAUGAAUAUGAAUUUGCAUAUCUUAUUGGAUUUGCUUUAUGGUCAAUAAAUCGUCUCCCUAAUAUUACUGAUGAUGGAAUAAAAGUUUCAAAAAAAGUUUUGAAAUGUUUAAAUGAUGAAUUACAUGUUUAUUAUUAUUUUACAAAACGAUUAGAAAAUUAUGCAAAUAGAGUAUCUCAUAUUGUUGCAAUUAUUGGUGCAGCAGUCAAUUUUUGUGAUAUGAAAAAAGAAGUUAUAUUAACAGGAAAAAUAUUUAAUUUUUUUGAUAUUUGUAAAUUUAUAGAAGAAAGUAUGGGUAAAGAUCCAUCAAGUUGUUGUGAAUUAAUAGACAAUGUAAAAUAA
This is a messenger RNA of Strongyloides ratti, 1254 nucleotides long. RefSeq names its product Nuclear hormone receptor, ligand-binding, core domain and Zinc finger, nuclear hormone receptor-type domain and Nuclear hormone receptor, ligand-binding domain and Zinc finger, NHR/GATA-type domain-containing protein. The transcript has a single exon. Gene Ontology annotation, biological process: regulation of DNA-templated transcription. NCBI's taxonomy places the organism in Eukaryota, Metazoa, Nematoda, Chromadorea, Rhabditida, Strongyloididae. Gene Ontology annotation, molecular function: sequence-specific DNA binding; zinc ion binding; DNA-binding transcription factor activity. The coding region runs from base 1 to 1254 and encodes 417 amino acids. The record is from RefSeq and is a predicted model, not a curated record.